Chiloscyllium plagiosum (whitespotted bambooshark) is the source of this 2306-nucleotide messenger RNA. It is a transcript of the gene cryzl1, whose product is annotated as crystallin, zeta (quinone reductase)-like 1. Gene Ontology annotation, molecular function: oxidoreductase activity. NCBI's taxonomy places the organism in Eukaryota, Metazoa, Chordata, Chondrichthyes, Orectolobiformes, Hemiscylliidae. The record is from RefSeq and is a predicted model, not a curated record.
CUCCUCGACCUGACUCGUUGAGUUCCGCGGAGCGGAUGCCUAUUUGAAUGACAGCUGAUCUGACCAUAGAGAGCGCGCGUGUACCCGUCGCACUGCCGGAAUGAACGAAUUGGGUGUGAGUCUGAGGGCGGUGCUUGGAUUUGUGGGUGGUCAGGUUAGGUUGAAACAAUGAAGUGACCAUGACGACGCUGUGGAUGUGCUGUGGGCUUGAGUUAUAAUUGAUGGGAGACAUUUAACUUCGCUUCAUACCACCGCUCCUUUUCUCGGUUUUAGAAAAGUUCACCCCUCUAGCCGUAUCGAGGCAAUUAAUAAUGCAAUGUUUAUCAAUAUUUAAAGCAUAUUAUCUUAUAUAGAGUGAAUGGAGUAAGGACGACUGUAGUAGCUCAAGAUGAAGGGACUAUAUUGUCACUUGGCUGAAUUGAAUGAAGACGUAAAGUUUGUGUUUCAAGACAAGGAAUCUGUUCCUAGUGUAUAUGACCAUUAUGUCAAAUUACAAGUUAAAGUUUGCGCUUUUAGUCCUUUGAAUAUAAAGCUGUUGAUGGAACUAAAACUGCAGGAAGAUUUCUUACCAAUUGGAAGAGAAGUUGCUGGAGUUGUUCUUGAAGUUGGACCAAAAGUGAGCUUCUUUAAGCCAAAUGAUGAAGUAGUUGGUAUUCUACCUUUGGAUUGUAAAGAAUCUGGACUUUCCAAUACUCUGCUGGUUCACGAACACAGUCUUGUAAAGAAACCUGAAAACGUGAGCUGGGUGGAUGCUGCAGGGACUAUUUGUGAUGGAUUGCGUGCAUAUAUGGCCCUGCACACGCACACUCAUGUCAGUGCUGGGACAACUGUGUUAGUAAUGGAAGGAGCAAACCCAUUUGGUACUAUUGUUAUUCAGUUGGCUCACCAUCGAGGAGCUAAAGUAAUUUCUACUGCAAGCACAGUUGAGGACAAAAUGUACUUGGAAGGAUUGAGACCAACUGUUGGCAUCAGACAACCUUUGGUAGCCCGGGUGGUCAAUUUAUACGAUGGGAAGAUUGACCUUGUGGACAGUUGUUUAGAAGAAACAGGUGGUCUGGGUGUGAACAUCGUGAUAGACUGUGGAGUGCAGCUUUACAGCAAGGAAGAUGAACCAGUUGCCAAACAACAUCUCCCACAUAAACAUGACAUCCUCAGUCUUCUGUCUGUUGGAGGUCACUGGGUAACAACAGUGGAGAACCUGCAGCUGGAUCCUCCAGAUAGUCAAUUUCUAUUUCGUAAAGCAGCAACCAUUUCAUUCCUAAAUGAGGAAGUGUGGCAACUAUCAAACAUGCAUCAAGGGAAAUAUCUCCAUAUUUUGAAAGACGUGAUGGAGAAGCUGUCCUGUGGAACUUUUCGGCCUCAGUUGGAUGAACCCAUUCCAAUAUAUGAAGCCUCAGUUGCUAUGGAGAUGGUUCAGAAGAAACAAGUCAAGAAAAAACAAGUUGUUCGGCUUUGAGACAGUGUCAUGAUAACUAAUUUCUGUAAACCGCCAAAAACUGGUGUUGAUUCCCAAAGCAUCUGUGUUAUUCUGGGCAAAUCAGCAGCUUCAAUUCCACUUCAGUACUUGAUUAUAUCCACCUGUUUCCUUACAAUGCUGUAGUAUGUACCAGAAAAGCUGAUCAUUUGUAACAGCAAGAAUGUGGUUCACUGCAUUUAUUUGACCUCAGGACUAAUUUCAAAUUGUUUUGAAACACUCUGAAAUCAUAUGAAAAGAUGUAUCCAGAGAUUGAAUUUUGCUAGUUUCUAGCUUAUACUGCCCCUUAUCAACAGAGUGGUUGAUGCACCACCUAGAAUAUAAGAUUGCAGUAGUAUAGCCUGCUUGUCUCCAAGGUCAGCUUGGUAGUGUAUUGCUGGUAAGGAAACAGUCCAAGUCUGAAUGAGCUGCAUUGAAUUUAAUGGUGAGUCCUAUUGUUGUCAUGUAAUAUUGCAACAGCUCCCUAACUAUAACCACACUGGAAACAAAAGACCAUUUUUUAAAAAACUUUGGAUAAUGUUAAACUAUUUCAAAACCGCACCAUGUAACCUUUUCUCUGCUUCUAUAGCAAGAGUGAAAAAGAAAUUAGCUUAAUUUGGCUGUGUACCCGCAAGUCCUUCUAAAUUAAACUUUUUUUUCUUUCCGGGCUGGUUAGUGUGAGUUGUUUAUAGUUCCCUGCACUAGUUUAGUCAAGCAUGUUGGCUCAAGCCUGAGCCUUUGUAAUCCCAGUGAAAUCAUUGUCUGCUCUGGGCUGAAGCAAUUCUCAGUCCAGCAGUCUCUGACAAUUAUAGAAAGAAGUUGAAUGGGCAAUAAAUAAAAGUUUUAGAAAGCC